Messenger RNA from Calypte anna (Anna's hummingbird), 5743 nucleotides. RefSeq names its product TNF alpha induced protein 1 (gene TNFAIP1). Gene Ontology annotation, cellular component: Cul3-RING ubiquitin ligase complex. The transcript is spliced from 8 exons. NCBI's taxonomy places the organism in Eukaryota, Metazoa, Chordata, Aves, Apodiformes, Trochilidae. The record is from RefSeq and is a predicted model, not a curated record. The coding region runs from base 610 to 1554 and encodes 314 amino acids. Gene Ontology annotation, molecular function: ubiquitin-protein transferase activity; protein binding. Gene Ontology annotation, biological process: negative regulation of Rho protein signal transduction; proteasome-mediated ubiquitin-dependent protein catabolic process; protein homooligomerization.
GGAGGAAAUGAGCUCAGACGGGGCCGCUGUGGGGCGGCCGCGGGCGGGUGCCGGACCGGGCCCCACGAGGAAGCUGCCGGCCGCGGCGGGACGGGAGCCGGAACCCCCCUGGACCUGCCGCCCCCCGUCCCGGUGCGUGCGGCCUCGGUUCGUGCUGCGGUGCCAGGAGCCCCGUGCGCUAUAACCCAGCGGUUCCGAGCAGCAGGGCCGGGCCCGGGUUUCCCCCGGUUCUGCCGGUCUCGGCAGGGCCCAUUUCCUGGCGCGGUGUCGGGGCUGUCCCGUCACGGCCCCGCAGCGCUCCUGCCGCCCGCACCGCGCAGGAAGGAAGGGACGGAGCAGGAUUGGUGAUGCGGUAAUGGGGCUCGGUAAAGGUCACAUCCCUGGGGACAGCAGCAACCUCUGAUCGUUCGCUGGUGAAGGCGUUGGAGCGAUACCGCCCGGUGCUGCUUGGGUUCCUGCUCCAGGCUCCCGGCUCUCUCCCUGUCUGCAGGGCCCGGUGGUUAUGAGGGCUCAGGCCGGGCUGCCCUCUGGUGACUCCUGACCUCGCUCAUCACGGCGGAAUCCAUCAAACCCACGCUCUGCAGGGUGGUCAUCUACCUACAGAGGGAGAUGUCGGGGGACACGUGUCUCAGCAACACCCUCUGUCCGGCUCCGGGGCCCAAGCCCAAGCCUUGCAGCUUCCGAGGGGGCGGCCCCGGUAACAAGUACGUGCGGCUGAACGUGGGGGGCUCGCUGUACUACACCACGGUGCAGGUGCUGACCAGGCACGACACCAUGCUGAAGGCCAUGUUCAGUGGCAGGAUGGAAGUGCUCACCGACAAGGAAGGCUGGAUCCUUAUAGACCGUUGUGGGAAGCAUUUUGGAACAAUUCUGAACUAUCUCCGGGAUGACACCAUUGCACUUCCAAAGCACAGGCAGGAGAUCAAAGAGUUGAUGGCAGAAGCCAAGUAUUAUCUCAUUCAGGGCUUGGUGGACAUGUGCCAAGCAGCCCUGCAGGACAAGAAGGACUUGUAUGAGCCUGUCUGCAGCAUCCCUAUCAUCACCUCUCCAAAGGAAGAAGAGAGGCUGAUCGAGUCAUCAAUGAAACCUGUUGUUAAGCUGCUUUAUAAUAGAAGCAACAACAAAUACUCCUACACCAGUAACUCAGAUGACAACUUACUGAAGAACAUUGAACUGUUUGACAAACUCUCUCUGCGAUUCAACGGCCGAGUCCUUUUCCUGAAGGAUGUCAUAGGGGAUGAAAUCUGCUGCUGGUCCUUCUACGGGCAGGGCCGGAAGCUGGCAGAGGUCUGCUGCACCUCUAUAGUCUAUGCUACAGAGAAGAAGCAAACCAAGGUUGAAUUCCCCGAGGCACGAAUUUAUGAGGAAACACUGAAUGUCUUGCUGUAUGAGACCCCACGGGUUCCUGACAACUCCCUACUGGAAGCAACAAGCAGGAGCAGGAGCCAGGCAUCUCACAGUGAGGAUGAUGAGGGCUUUGAGCUUCGUGACCGAGUGCGCCGGAUCCAUGUGAAGAGAUACAGCACCUAUGAUGACCGUCAGCUGGGGCACUAGUGUGUCCCUGGAGAGAAGGGGGUGUCCUGGGGCUUGGCUCAGUGUGCUUUUGGGGAGAGCAGAAGUAGGGAGGGAUCAGGUGGACUCUGUGGAUUCAUCUCCAUUUGGCUUCUUGGCUCCCUAGAGAAGCAAAUGGGCGUUUGUGCACACAAAGCAUCACCAAAGGGCACAGGGGCUUUGAGGAGUGAGAUGACAACUUUGCACCAUUGCUUGAAGUGCAGCCUGGCCCCUGUCCAUACCCUGUGAGGAGUGGAAUUCAGAACACCCAGUCUGACUGUGGUUGCUCUUGCAUAUCCAAUGGCUUGGCAGUUUUCUUCCUUCCAGGGAGAAGUACAGCUUUGCCCAAACGAGAUGGUGGGACUUGAAAAACUUUUCCCAGAUACCUCUCCUUAUAGGGAUUGUAUAAUGAAACCUCCAGUUUUAAAUCAAGAUGCUGAAGAGGGGAUGGAGAGAACUUGGACAUGACUACUCUUAGCAAACACUACAUCUGAUAACCCCCAGAAGAAACAGUCAGCUACCCAACAGUCAGACCCACUGCACAGGUGAUUUCUCCCACCUCUUUUCCCCAGCACAGAUACAAAAGGUGGUGUUCCAAAAUAGCUAUCUUUAAAACUCAUUAAUUCUAAGGCAAGCCCUUCCAAAGAGGUAAGAGUCAAGUCAUCACAAAACCUCCCCUCAUGAAAAAUGAGAAAACUUAAAAAAUCUCAAUACAUGUGAAAUGACUUGUCUUGGGAGAUGGAGACGUGGGUUUGGUGAAGGAAGAAACCACAAGUAAGGAAAGGUCAGGAACAGACUGUGGCAGGAUUGCUGUUGUUCAGGCUUGUGGUAGUGUAAUCCUGCUUAUACAAACUAUGGCAACCUAGGGAAUUAGAUGUUAAUUUCCUUCUGUGGUUUAAAAGUGCUGUUUGAUGUUAGAUUUCUCAGUCAGCAGGGGAAAGAUUGCAGUGACUGAGGAAAUAGAGACUAGAUAGUGUUUUAUAAUGCUAGGUAAUAUUCACAUGCUGAAGGGUGAAUUCAGUUUUGUCAUUCUGAAUCCCUUCUGGAGGAUAGAGUGCAUUGAUAAAAAUCUCCUAACAGGAAACUGCAAGAGGAUUUGGACCCAGGAGAGAGGUAGCUUAUACUGAAUUUUAAACUGAAAUAAUCACUUUUAUUCUGAGUGCUUGGCUGGGUGCUAAUUGUGAAGGCCCUUUCAGGAGGUUGGAGUCAAGGCUGUUCUGCAAAUCUGGUCUCUGGAAACAGUUUCAAAUUGAUUGUGAGAAGCUGUGACUGUUUUUGAAGGCUGGGUUCCCAUUGUACCAUUGUCACAGUCAGAACUUGAUGACUGUUCAUUGGCAGGUGUGGGUGUGUGACAGGGGUAGAGCAUGCUCCACAGCUGCUCCUGUGUUCCUGCAUUGUACAUGAACAUGGAAGCUUAAGAUUCCAUGGUGGUCUUGGACAGCUUUGACCAGUGCCAAAUCUACCUGUAAGUUUUAAAGCACAUUACUGCAAGAGCCAGACAAGAAAAUAAUCACAAACUAAUACACUGAAGUCAUAAGUAGAAUUAAGGUGGUGGAUUGUUUGGUAGUGAUAAAAGAAAGGGGGGAACAAAAAAAUAUUUCCACUUAUUUAGGCUUUUGAAAAUGAAUUUGUUGAGGCUUGGUAAGGAAACACUAAUGGCUGCAAAUUUUAAGGACUUUUUAGCCUAGCCAGGCCUCUACCUGUGGCAGGCAUUCACUUGAUUCUCCUCACAUUCAGGAAGCAGCAUUGCCACAGUAAUGCACCUGCCUUUUUGUGAAAGGCCUCUUUAAAACUCUAACAGCCUCUUUUCUUUUUAUGUUGCUUUCUGUAAGUUGCUUUUUUUCUAGCUGUUUUUUCUGUUGUGCCAGUGAAAAUACAGCUGCUGAGAUUAGUUCUGACAAAGACUUUUAUGGGUUUUUUUUCUUUAAUUCUGCUAGAAUGUGAUAUGCAUUAAUUUUUUUUUUCCCCUCCACUGAUGCUAUUUAAAUUACACUGUGGUGGGUGCUUUGAAGCUACCAGCAGAGCCUGUAGGGUCUUUGUGCCAUACUUUAUAGGUUCAAUUUAUUCUCUUGUAUUGUUUUUUCAUCUUGUAGCAAAUAGGACUGCCAUCUGAAAUUGAUGUGUGGCACUUCUUCAAAAGACAUUUCAAAACCAUGGUCUGGGUGUUCUUUGUCCUGAUGAGUUUUCAGGAUGUGGCUGAGAGAUCCCAGGUAAACACCAGUGGUUGGCUGUGGCUCUAUCCACCAGCUCCCUCCCUGUGCUGGGCUGCUCUGUCUGGGGUUCUGAUAAGAUCUGGAAUGGUCCAGAGGUAUGUCUCAUGUAAUUGGAUAAUUUACAUGGAACCUCAGUAAGUACAGCCAUCACACAGUUCAUGAGUUGAACAUUUUCCUGGUACAAGUGAUGGAACAUUGUAUUUUCUCACAGGAGUCAUGGUUUUCUGGAGCUGCUCCAAUACAGGAUGUUAAUUGAAUGUCCUUUCCACUGAAGUCAUGGCAUACAGUCAUACUACCAGAUUCUGAUCAUUUUGACUAUUGUAGUUUUCAUGUAACACAUGCACUGUGUUCUCAUCUUAAUCAUAUUUUACUUAAUUAAAGGCUAUAAAUUGUCUUGACAGGAAACUUUGAGACAUUCUAGAACAUACUUUUACAACGUGGUAUAAUGGAGAAAAAGCAGCACUGAAAAAUAUAAUGCAGUUUUGAAAUGCAGCAUUCACUGAGUUGUGGUAAACUGUCACCUCUAGAGAGAACAAACAGCUCUGCUUCCUGAGACUCGUUGCUGCUGGCUUUAAAUAAUCACAAAUUAUGAACCCCAUUAAGACAAUAUAGAUUUCUAAUUCUAUGCAUUUGUCUGCAAAUUAGCAGCUUGUAAUGGCUUCCUACAUAGACCAUCAGGAAUGGAUGUGUUUAGUGACGUGCCCAUGAAUUUGCAAUAGCCUUUGGGAGGAAGAAAUGCCUUUUGGACUUGGUUUUAUAAUGUGUGAAUUCUAAUUACAUCAGCUAGCAUUCAUUAGCUGCUGGAGGUCUCUCUGAAACCUUACUGUCCUCUUCACUCCUAAAUUUAAGUGAACUUCUUCACAUUCAGAUAGUAUAUUAGCAGACUGGGAGAGUGAAUGGAGGACAUUAAGUGACAUCUGUGCACAAGUACUGUAAUAAAGGGUGGCAUGUUUCCAUAAUGGGGUCCUCACAUACUGCAGAACAGCCUCAGCCAUUCUGCAGAGCAGGAGUUGGUGCUUUGUGUGAAUGGCUUAUGUUGAACAGCUUUCCAGCAUCAGUGUUAAUUAGGCAAUAAUGUCAAAAGAGAGCUCUGCAGGGUAGCAGCCUCCAACUGCUUGAUAAAUGCCAAGACAAAACUAAAUGUUGAACCUUCACCUUGACAUUUUGCUUUUGGUACAGUAGACGUUUAUCCUGUUUAAUGUUCCAUUCCACUGACUUUUUAAUCUCUUGCAUUUCUUGCUUAAAAUACAAAAUAAGUAACUGAGAGAGGGAGGGCAUUGGAGGGAUGAUAUGAUGGUGUUACUGAAAAGCUGCAUUCUGACUGGAACAGGCAGUUCUUACUGUGCUCUUGAUUUGAUUAAUUUUAAUUUUCAUGAGUUUUUUUUUAAUAUUCAGGCACAAUUCACUUCAUGAAAUACUGAUCAAAUACACCUUAACUGAAUGUGUCUGGCCCAGCAGUCCUUGUUUUACACAAUUAACUUAUAUUCUCUGACAAUCCUUGGCAGUAAGUCUUUACAGCCAAAUUGCAUACAAAUUGUUAGGAGAACUACUGAAGUUUUAAUCAGAGAUGAAUAGGCAUGAGUCCUGUUCCCAGCUUUGCCACUAAGUCUCUGACAUACAGCAAUCCAGUUUUUCUGUAUGUGUUCAAUUUUUCCUCAUCUGUAAUAAAACGGUGGUAAGACCCUCCCCUACCUCAGGGGGAUGUUGAAGCUUAUUUUGUUUAAUGAUAGUAAAGGACUUUGGAUUUCUGUGAUAUUUUUUAUUGAGAGGAUAGCAAAUACUAUUGCUGAUCUCGUUUGAACUGGCAUUCUGUGAUCGAGCUGUUUUCUUGUAGUGUCAGGCUUUGUUUUAUUUUUAUGUCUAACUUCUAAGGGUCAGCUUUGUGGAUAAAUCAAUACUUAAUGCAUUAACCAUAUUAGUUGUUUUUCAGUGCAUUAAAUGGAACACUAAUUUUUAAUAAAGUGUUAUAUUUUGUGUUC